This is a messenger RNA of Xenopus laevis (African clawed frog), 7954 nucleotides long. RefSeq names its product SECIS binding protein 2-like S homeolog (gene secisbp2l.S). Gene Ontology annotation, molecular function: mRNA 3'-UTR binding; ribonucleoprotein complex binding; selenocysteine insertion sequence binding. Gene Ontology annotation, biological process: selenocysteine incorporation. Gene Ontology annotation, cellular component: ribonucleoprotein complex; mitochondrion. The coding region runs from base 270 to 3500 and encodes 1076 amino acids. The transcript has 18 exons. The record is from RefSeq and is a predicted model, not a curated record. Lineage: Eukaryota; Metazoa; Chordata; Amphibia; Anura; Pipidae.
CGGCUUCCGUCGCAGCUGAUUGCCUGUCAGAAGCGACCGCUCCGCCCAGAGGCGACGAUACGACCAGGGUUACGUAGCUGGGCGGCCCGGGGUGUGGAUAGAGGCAGAAGGAAGAGGGGAAAAUAACAAGAUCCAGGGAGAAGGGAAGAGACGGGAGGUGGAAAAUGGACGAACCUGGGCUUGUCAUAUUGUAUUGCCGGGCCCUGUGACACAGACGCGCUCCUGGGCAACGAGUGUAGCUGGAGUCGCCUGAGUUAGGCCCUGAGAUCAUGGAGAUGAACGAGCAGAAUGGAAAAUUAUCUGCUGAAGUAGAGCCCUUUGUCCCUCAAAAGAAGGGGGCAGAAGCACUUGCAAUACCCAUGGCCCUUCCUAGUGACGGUGGCAGUGUAGGUGGACUGGAAGCUACUCCUAUUCCGAGUUACCUUAUAACUUGUUAUCCAUUUGUUCAAGAAAAUCAAUCGAAUAGACAAUUACCGCCAUAUAACAAUGAUAUUCGGUGGCAGCAGUCAAACUCAAGCCCAGCUGGGCCCUACCUUGCUUACCCCAUUAUAUCUACUCAACCCCCUGUGUCUCAAGAGUACAUGUAUUAUCAGUUGAUGCCAGCACCGUGUGCUCAAGUUAUGGGAUUCUACCACCCAUUUCCAACUCCCUACAACACUCCUCUGCAAGGAACUAAUGCACUAAAUGCAGUUUCUGUAGACUGCAGUGAGCGGGCAAGCCAGCAGAGCCAGAUAAAUAUCCUGACCAGUCAAAGAAACAGGAAUACCAGAGCACCACUUAUCCCCAAACCACAACAGGCAUUACCACAACCCAAGUUCAAGAGACCUCCCAUGAAGAGCGUGGCCAUUCAGAAAGAAACCUGUGCUUCAGGCCCAGACACAAGAUCUAAAAUAGUUCUCUUAGUAGAUGCCUGUCAACAAACAGGUAAAGAAUGUCAAGAUUUCCCAAAUGAAAUCGCAAACAAAACUCUCUGCGAAAGCAUCGGUGCAACACCCUGGAAGUCAAAGGGCAGACGCACAAGGUCAUCGCACCCUGCUGCAGAGUCAUCAAGUGAACAGGGAGCCAGUGAAGCCGAUAUCGACAGUGACAGCGGCUAUUGUAGUCCGAAGCAUUGCCAAGCUGCAGCAAUGUGUACGAGGCAUGCUGAUUGUGGCGCAGUCAGUAUUUCGGAUCCAGCAGUAUCUGCAGCUGGUGGGAGCUGGGCCAGUGUAGCUUCUCAGGCAACACAGAAAAGAUCCUGGAAUGAAAAAGUACAAACAUUUUCUAGAGGAGCAAGACAGACUGAAAUACAAAACACUGCACAGCUUGGAUAUCGCUUAAGAGGGCAGAGUACAUCUUCAGAGAGAAGGCAUAAUUUGCAAAGGAAACAGGAGAACAAGACAGGAAGUACAACUCCACUUAAAUCUGGACAAAGCCCAGAUCAUCUUUAUUAUGAGGAUGAGGAUGAAUUUCCAGAGCUUAACAGCAGCAAUUGCGCUAGAAAUGACAAUGCACAGACAAAGUUACCAGCCAAAGCGCUGAACGGUUUGCCUGAAAAUUCACCAAUUAAUAUUGUUCAAACACCAAUUCCAAUCACCACUUCUGUACCAAAGAGAGCCAAAAGUCAGAAGAAAAAGGCCCUUGCAGCUGCACUGGCCACUGCACAGGAAUAUUCAGAAAUUAGUAUGGAACAGAAAAAGCUCCAGGAAGCCUUGUCCAAGGCAUCGGGAAAGAAAAGCAAGACUCCUGUGCAGCUGGACUUGGGAGAUAUGCUAGCAGAACUGGAGAGACAGCAACAAGCAAUGAAAGCUCGUCAGAUCACCAAUACCAGGCCUUUAUCUUAUACAGUUGGUAGUGCUGUCCCAUUUCACAUCAAAGAACAUACAAACAGAAAUAUGUUUACAAAGGCACAGUCAGUAACGGGUUCACCCAACCCUUUGGAUUCCACUGCUCCUCGAGUCAAAAGGGGAAAAGAAAAGGAAGUCCCAAAGUUAAAACGCCCCACUGCACUUAAAAAGAUCAUCCUUAAAGAAAGAGAAGAAAAGAAAGGCCGUUUACCUGUAGAUCCAAGUGUCUUGGAGUCAGAGGAACAAAAAGAUGCUUUAAGUUUUGCAGAUGAGCAGUUGGAGGAGGUAGCAUCACAAGAAGAAGCAGGGCUGAGUGCUCCAAGUGAUACCUCUCUAUCUCCAGCAAGUCAAAACUCCCCCUACUGUAUGACUCCGGUAUCUCAAGGCUCACCAGCCAGUUCAGGCAUAGGCAGCCCCAUGGCAACUUCAACCUUAACCAAAAUUCACAGCAAGAGAUUCAGAGAGUAUUGCAACCAAGUUUUGAGUAAAGAAAUAGAUGAAUGUGUAACAGUGUUAUUGCAAGAACUUGUCAGCUUUCAAGAGCGUGUUUACCAAAAAGAUCCUGUGAAAGCAAAGUCAAAGAGGCGACUUGUUAUGGGAUUACGAGAAGUUACCAAACACAUGAAGUUAAAUAAAAUAAAAUGUGUGAUCAUUUCACCAAACUGUGAGAAAAUUCAGUCAAAAGGUGGACUGGAUGAAGCACUGUAUAAUGUUAUUGCUAUGGCCAGGGAACAAGAAAUUCCUUUUGUUUUUGCUCUUGGUAGAAAAGCAUUAGGGCGAUGUGUAAACAAACUGGUUCCUGUUAGUGUUGUAGGAAUCUUCAGUUAUUCUGGUGCUGAGAAUUUAUUUCAUAAUCUGGUGUCACUGACUGAGGAAGCCAGGAAAGCCUACAAGGACAUGGUUUCUUCAAUGGAGCAAGAACAAGCUGAAGAAGCUUUGAAGAACAUUAAAAAGGUUCCUCACAUGGGUCACUCUCGCAAUCCAUCUGCAGCAAGUGCAAUUUCCUUCUGCAGUGUUAUCUCUGAGCCCAUUUCAGAGGUGAAUGAAAAGGAUUAUGAAACAAAUUGGCGAAAUAUGGUGGAAACAUCUGAUGGGCUUGAGACUUUAGAAAAUGAAGAGUGUUCAGUCAGAACUACAGGGUCAGAGCAAGCAGCCAGUGCACCAUCGGAGCUAAAUAACACACAAAAGCAACAACCGAAAACUGACAGUAGUACUACCUCAUCAGCUACCCUUGAGAAGCAAGCUCCUGUUGACAAGGAAGAGGUAAAACAAGAUGACAAUCUUGAAUGGGCUUCACAGCAGAGCACUGAAACUGGAUCAUGGGAUGGGAGUGGCAGAGAUGUUCUCAAUUCAUCUAUGACUAGCACAGCAAGCACAUUGGUACCAGAAAUGCUUGAGGAAGAUGAGGAUGAAGAAGAGGAUGAUGAGGAGUAUCCUCAAGAACCUAUUUCAGUGAGCAGAAUAGAAUCUUGGGUCUCCGAAACCCAGAGAACUAUGGAAUCCCUCCAGCUUGUAAACUCAAACAGCCCUGAGGAGGAUAAUAUUGAACAUAGUGAAGAGGAUGAGGUAGGGCAAUGUGAACAGUCAGAACCUGCUGACUGCAAAGAAAGGACAGCGGAAAUGCAUGCCAGAAAUGGAUCACACACUCCUGGUGUGUCGAAAAGAAAGAGCUAACUCCAGUUUUAUGUAGUUCAAAAAUAAAGAAAUAAAGAAAUAAAACAAAAACUCAGGAACUAUUCCACUGGCAAAAAGAAGCAAACUGUUCUAGUGGGAAAGUGCAGCCAUUCCCGUACAAGGUUCAUCUCAAUGUUUUGCACAGUAGUUUAUAUGUUUAAUAUAAAUGUAAUUCCACGCAAAUCUACAUCAGUUUUUCUAUAAAAUAUAAGCAUAAAUAACGCCUGCUAUCCAGCAAAACAACAUUGUUGGUAAUUGGUUUAUUACAGUUCUAUUUCUCUUCUGCUACAUUGUUUCCAUUUAACAAAUGAUCUUUUUCUGAGUCCCAGUCUUAAAACAGGCAAUAUGUUUACAUUGAAACUUGAUUCUGCAUUCUAAAAGAGGUUUUUUUUUUGUUAAGUGUGAUUUCUGGUAGAUUUUACAUAUUUCUAAAUAUUUAUUUAAAACAAAUCUGUUCAUAAAUCGGAAAUCAAAAACAGGCAAUAAUGUGAUUUAUUGUCCAUUUGUAUAGUGUUUAUGAUGCAGAGGAUGUAUGCUUGCUCCAAUAGAGUAAUGGUUUCAGCGCAGUGCUGUCCACUUGGGGUCUGACCUCGCGUAUGGCGUCAUCAUUUUAUAGAAUUCAGUCUGGAAACAUGUAUUUAUAGUAAUGGUUCCAAUGCAACAACUCUGGUUUAGACUUGGCUUUGCUGGAGAUGAGCAUACGAUUUCCAAGUAUUAAUUAUAGUAGAGAGACAAUAUAUUAUCAAUGUUAACAUUUCAUUUAAGAAUGUCAUUUCUUGUUUAUUAAAUAUUAGAGACAGAUAUAUAAAAAGUGUUGAGAAUGUUGGGCAGAUAUUUUUUCCAAACAACUAAUUUUAAGAGAAUAUCCUACAGUCAGUGGCGUAACUACCGGUGGAGCAGGGGGUGCGAUUGGGCCAGGGCCUGUACCCCCUCAGGGCCCCCGACAGCUCGCUCGCCACUGACUCCUGCGGAAUUGCGGGCAGAAAAAAAGCGUACGGAGGGGGCGGGGGGCCCCGGCUGCACGUCCCGCGCCAGGGCCCACCCCCUCCUAGUUACGUUACUGCCUACAGUCAUUAUUAAACUAUAAAUAUUUAAGUAGGCUCAACCAAACUCACCAGUAAUUGAUGUUUUAUCUUUGUUCUCCACAGCAGUCAUCCUUAGGUUUGAGGAGAAUCCAUUUAAUUGGAGUGUAAAUAUUAUAAAGAAUUUAGUGCAACUCCGCUUUUGCAUACUGUAUGACUACACAGAAAUGUUUCAGAAGCCUUUUAGGUAAAACAUCUCAAAGGUAGGACAGUGUUACAAAAUGAUAGAUUCCUGGCUUCUUCUAGGUACAAAUUAAUUUGCAUUCUGGUGCCUGGGUGUCUCUGAAUGCUCCUUAUGUAUGAACCUACCAUUGUAUUUAUCAAUGAGAAGCACAUAAAGUCAUGCGUUAUGAAGGCCGGCUUUGCGCUUCAGUUUGUGUGUUGAAACUUCUGUUAUUACUAAGAUGUGUUGCCUCACACAGUAUAUGUUAAACACAGUACAGACAUAUAUUAUUAUCCUUUUAUAUGCAACCAUUUGCAUUUUGUAUUUGUAAAACCCAUCAUCUACUGAUCUAUCAAAGAGCUGCAGGCCGCAACAUGAUGACGGCACAAUAUAUAUAUUCUUAGAGAUUUGUUUCGUGCAGGACAAGAUGAAAUGGAAGACAAGAAAGUGUAUAUAGAAUUCUUAUAUACCGUAUUCCUUUAAUAGCAAACAUAUGGACCCGUACUAAUGCUAUGUUUUUCAAAGGACUAGUAACACAAAAAAGCGAUAAUUUGACGGAUUGGUCGUAUUGCACUAAAAUCGAUCCUUCAUCAAAGAAAAAUCUUUGCGUCCAUCGGGACCUUAAGAGAAGAGAGAGGUGCAGGUCGCAACAUGAAAACGGCACAACCAAGGUGUAUUCCUGUCCCCUAAAGUUAGUCCUCCUAUUACCAUAUAUGCUUCAUUAUCAUUUUGUCUCUCACUUGUUCUAUAUAUUUAUAUAUGUGGCAUCACUUGUAUAAGUGAAUGCAUACAGGAUUACAAGUGGUUGUAAUUUCAAGUACACUUCUUUCACAAAAGGGUUUACAAAAGUAAAGUGUUUUGAAGGAGACAUAGUCUUUGAGCCAGGUCUUAAUGGUAAAAUAUACCUACUCCUUUAGGACAUCUCUCUAAUAUAGUAUGUUAGCAGGGGCCUCCGUUCUUGCAUCUCAACACAAGUAGAAGUAGCUUGCAGUCUCUGGGAUUGACCCAACCAAAGCAAGUAAUGCAGCCGCCAUUACACACUAGUGUGUAUGUAAGCAAUAGAAGAAUGUCCCUUACUCUAUCUAAGUAAGUUGUUGAUGGGUUUUAUUUAAGAACAUGACCUUUUUCCCAUUAAUAACAAGACAACUAUGCAAUGCUGUGGACACCUGCAACUAAAAUACCUUUUAAAAGUAGCUGCUUUUUAAGGUUUGCUAGAACUUUAAAACUUUCCAUGUUAUUGGAAGUAUCUGUUUUUCUGCACAGUUGUGCCAGUUAUAUAACCGAAGGCUAUUCAAUGUAUUGUUUUACCCACAGUACGUUGUCGUUUUUCAGGAUAAGGAAUGAAGUCUUAACAACGAUGAGUGUUCAGGGACAGACCUUACCCUUUAAGUGUUGUCAUAGUUGGACGUGACAGAAUACUGAACCUAAAACAAAACAAAAAAAAAUACCUACAAGAAAAAGUCCAUAUUUAUGUGGUUCAAAUUAUUCUUGAUCUUGAAAUAGGCAAUAUUUACUUAAUUCUUUCUGUACACAUUUUUUUUAAUCCACCUUUUUGAUACGAAUGUAAAAAAAAAAUAAAACGUUCCGGAACUACUUACAAUGUAAGUUAAUGGGCUUUACAAUGAAACCAGAAGUCAUAAUAUUGGAAAGUGUCUGAUCAAUUUCAAGAACGUUACUUUACUAUUAUUGUAAUCUAAAUUUUCUCUAGACUGUACCUGGAGCACAAAUAUAGCUGGUUUGUUGUAUUUACCUUCAUUGGUUUUUUUUGUUUCCAUUUGGGCAGUGACCUUUAAUAGCUGGUUAUUAUUAAAUACAAGUUUCCUUAAGAGAAAGGGCAUAGUGUAACAUCCAGAGAAGGAAAAGCUUUCAUGACCAAUCAGAACAGGAGAUACUUGAGGCAACCUGUGCUCUAUGUGGUAAGCUGUGUUGUAAGACUGUUUGUACAUACUGGAAAUGACCUCAUAAAGACAAGAAUAUUGUAUAUUAGGACAUUUUGCCUUGCAGUAUCAUUAGAGCCCAUUUUUAUUCUAGCUUGUUUGACACUCCCUAGUGCUUUCAGAUUCAAAAUACAGAGUCCAGUAAUGUUUUAGUGAAGGCCCUUUUUGCUCUAAUGUCAAGGUCCCUUGCUACUAAUUGAUCUUCAUAGAGAAGAGCUUUAUUACAGUAAAAAGUACUGUACCAGGACUGGAGAGGUCAAUUAUAGUUUUUUUUAGAGAUUUGUUUUGUGCAGGACAAGAUGAGAUGGAAGACAAGAAAGUGUAUGUAGAAUUCUUACAUACCGUAUUCCUUUAAUAGCAAACAUAUGGACCCGCACUAAUGCUAUGUUUUUCAAAGGACUAGUAACACAAAAAAGUGAUACCUUAACACACACUUACUUGUUCUACAUUUCUGAAAAUCCCUCAUGUUUUUGUUAACUCAAACAAACAGCAGUUUUGGGUUGUUGGGCCUGCUUGAACCAGGUCACAUGUUUAUAUAUAAAGGGUCAUUUUAAAAAUCCAAUGACCCUUGUUAAGACGCUGUGCUUGGUCUUCCAGAUUUAACUUUUCAUAAAUGAAAUAUUUAUGACGUUUAAAAAAAAAAAAAAAAAAGUUGAGUACCUUUUAGGGACCUUGCCUAUAAUGAAAGAGCAUCUGUAUAGUGAUUCUAAAUGAAGUCUGUGUAAAUACAUAUUUAGCUGGCAGCACAUUUUGUAGAAGGUAGACUAAACCAAGCAAGUUUGGCAUUUGUCCCUUUUCCGUUGAGCGUUCUUGAUACUGGCUGAGUAAACCUUAACCCGGAGAAUAUGCUACAUAUUGUUAAGCACUCAUUUAUUGUAUAGAGUAUAAAACUCUUAUCCAUUCAAUACAGCAAUGGGGAAAAUGUGUAUAUUGUUACCUUCUCCUUUUUAAUGGUAUUUGAACCUUAUUCUGUUGGACUAUCUCCCUCCAGCGUCAAAGUAGUUAACGUUUUAAUCCAAAUGAUGCGCUGUGUACACAAAUGUGGAGAACCUGUGCUUGUUUCAUAAUACCAUGCUUAUAUUUAUCCAUUGUUGUUAUUACGUUGUGAUUCGCGCAUAGGAACCAAAUAUUUAAUGGCUAAUACCACAUGAAGGGUUUUUCUUGUAUGAAGGAUAAUUCUAUUUUUACUGUUCAUUUUGGAGUAAUAACAGCUUUUUGCACUAUGUAAAUACUAGUGAAAUUUCUUUCUUCUCUAAUAAAUGAAUGAUUGUA